Rhagoletis zephyria (snowberry fruit fly) is the source of this 864-nucleotide messenger RNA. Its product is annotated as basic-leucine zipper transcription factor A-like. Lineage: Eukaryota; Metazoa; Arthropoda; Insecta; Diptera; Tephritidae. The record is from RefSeq and is a predicted model, not a curated record.
AUGGCUAACUUUGACAUAGCAACAGCUGUAAAAGUAAUACCAGAGUUUGAUGGUAAUUACAGAAGUUUGUCGCAAUUUCUAGGAUUGGUAGAUUUCUAUGGCAAAACUUUAGCAGAAAGUCAACAUGCAGUUCUAGUAAAUUUUAUCCUAGCAACCAAACUAACUGACAAAGUGAAGAACAGGUUAUUAACUGAAGAUAGACCCACAACACUGACAGAUUUAGCACAGACUUUACAAAAGAUUUAUAAAUCCAAUAAAAACGCCCUACAAUUGCAUCAUGAAAUAACACGAGCACAGCAAGGAAAUUUAAGUGUUAAUGCUUUCGAUAGUAAAAUAGAGAACUUAGUGGCUUCAAUGAAUGACAUACAGAUUGCAGAACAAGGUGAACAGAAUAGAGAGAUAAUAGUGAAGCUUAAUGAGCAAAUUGCUUUAGGUGCAUUUAAAAGUGGACUAAAUAAUCCUUAUAAAUCCAUAAUCCUAGCCGCCAGACCUAGUAAACUGAAUGAAGCAAUUCAACUAGCGGCAGAAGCAAGUGUGCAAAGCUCACAUGCUGCAGGUAAUAAUAACGUAAUGUUUAUGAAUAGAACAAGAGGAAGUUCCAAUCGAUAUAGGCAGUUCAGAGGUCGAAACAGUGAAAAUUAUAGUAGCACAGGUUACGGAAGGCGCCUAAGCAGCAAUAAUGCAAGGAAUAACGGCAGAAGAUACACUACCCAUGGUCAAAGCGAUCAUAACAAUAAUGGUGGAAGACAUAACUGUAGCACAAGCAGAGGUGGUUAUAGUAAUAAUGGAAACCGGCAAGGCAACUCGGGAAACGGAGUUGCCCCCGGAGCAGGAAAUCCGGGGUAUGCACAAAGAAGGUCAUAA